Molecule: messenger RNA, 2127 nt
Organism: Glycine soja
Lineage: Eukaryota; Viridiplantae; Streptophyta; Magnoliopsida; Fabales; Fabaceae
Product: NAC domain-containing protein 7-like
Exons: 4
Coding region: 756-1787 (343 amino acids)
Biological process (GO): regulation of DNA-templated transcription
Molecular function (GO): DNA binding
Source: RefSeq, a predicted model, not a curated record
CUUACAUACUUACAACUAGAGAAGCUUUUGCAGAUAGAUAAAUAGAUAGAAGAAAGAGACCCUUUUGAGAGAGUUUAAUUUCAUUUGUUGCAUUCUUCACUCUUUGUUAAUUCGAAUUGUGUCUCUAUCGGUUGCUGGUAGAGUUGGCACUAUAGAGACACUCAUUUCCUUUCCUUACUUUUCUUCUUAUUAGUCUGGCAUUUUUCCCCUCAGAAAUGAAGCUUCCCCACCAAUUCAGCUCUCCCUGACAGUGAGAUCUAUCUGAUCUCAUCACAUAAUUUCUAUUCUUUGCGAGAAAACAAAGAGAUCGAUCGUAUCGAAUCGUCUUCCGAGAGAAGAAGAAAGAACUAUAUAUCAUUCAUUUGCUUUUUUCUUUUCUUUCCCUUCUUAUUUAACCCCACUUCCCUUGUUCCACCCUUUUCUACUUCCACUCUUCUUCUUCCUCACCUUUCUUUUGCCUCUUUCUCUCUCAAGAACCACGUGUCAGGUUGUUUCUGUUCUAUGUUUAUAAGUAACUUGGGUUCCUUCGUUCUCUUAUCUUUUUGCAUUGAUUUUUUGUGUCUGAUUUGGUCAAAUUGAGAGGUAAAUAUACUUGUUUAGUUAACUUGCAUCAUAUCUCAGUGUCAUAGACCAAUUCAUCAUUUUUCUGAGACAUUAAGGGAUUUUAAUUUUCAUCUUUGGUGGAAGAUUUGUGACUGCACCACCUUGAUCUGUGGCUUCCAAGAGAGAAAGAGCUCAGAAGAGAGAGGGAGAAUAUGAAUAAUUUUUCCCAUGUUCCCCCUGGUUUUAGAUUCCACCCUACUGACGAAGAACUUGUUGAUUACUACCUAAGGAAGAAAGUUACCUCAAGAGGGAUUGACCUCGAUGUCAUAAAAGAUGUUGACCUCUAUAAAAUUGAGCCAUGGGACCUUCAAGAGCUUUGCAGAAUAGGAGCACAAGAGCAAAAUGAAUGGUACUUCUUUAGCCAUAAAGAUAAGAAGUAUCCAACUGGAACUCGCACAAAUAGAGCAACAGCAGCAGGGUUUUGGAAGGCAACUGGAAGAGACAAAGCAAUCUACUCAAAGCAUGACUUGAUAGGGAUGAGGAAAACCUUAGUCUUUUAUAAAGGUCGAGCCCCAAAUGGACAAAAAUCAGAUUGGAUCAUGCACGAGUAUCGACUUGAAACAGAUGAAAAUGGCGCACCACAGGAAGAAGGAUGGGUUGUGUGUAGAGUAUUCAAAAAGAGACUAACAACCAUGCGUAAACUGAGUGAGCAUGAUUCUCCCUGUUGGUAUGAUGACCAAGUCUCUUUCAUGCAAGACUUGGACUCACCAAAGCAAAGCUCUCAACCUAAUUUGCCCUACCAGCAGUUCCAAUAUUCUUGCAAGAAAGAGUUGGAUUUGUCAUACCAUUUACCUGUCCAGCUUCCAUUGGAGAACCAAAAAUUGCUCCAAUCUGCCUCCAACUCAAUGACACCAUAUGGUAUAGAAGAAAACCCUAAUGCCAUGCAGCCAGCAUCAUCAAUGAUGCAACAAGUUCAACAACAAAAUUUUCAGGCUGUAGUGUUUGGAAACAAUGCCAAUGAUCAACAAGUGACUGAUUGGAGAUCUCUUGACAAGUAUGUUGCUUCACAACUUAGUCAAGAAGAUGCAUCCAAAGAUCACAAUAGAUACUCAAACACAGGCAACAUUUUUCAAGUGAAGAACAAUAGCAAUAUUGAACAGUUGAGGGACUUGGACAAGGAUGAAAUGAUGCCUGAAAAUGCCUCAACAUCGAACUCAAGCUGUCCAAUUAACAUGUGGAAAUAGUGGCUCUGCUUAAAUUGAUUUUGGGUUUAAACUAAUAAUAGGGGUACUUCAAUUAGUUAAUACUAAAAUAAUGAAAAUACCGUAUAAUUUCUUGUACAUAAUAAAUGAAAUGAACAUGACAUUAAAGCUAGUACAUGUGAAUUCUCUGGCUUCACUUCUAGCUAGCUGUUAGCUAGCAUUAAGUUAAAAUUUAUUCAAAUAGAAAAAUAAUUAGUAGAAUGUGAUCAUAUGUCCCAUAAGAGAUAAAGCUUGCAGGAUUUGUAGUUAUUGUGUCAUUUGUGUGGUUUAAAGUGAUGGGCUCUAGCCACUCCAGCUGUUCAAUAUAUGUUUGUAUUUUACA